AUGGGCUCAUUUUUCAAGUACUUCACAUUCUCAAUAUUCGUGGCUUUAUUUGCAAUCAUAUUACAAGCGUAUUACGAGAGCGGAAAUUUACAAGAUGUGACAUUAGUUUUGACUGAUUUAGUGAAGUUAGAAAAAUUUGAGAGAAAGGCAGUGCCUAGAAUUGUGGUUGGUUAUGGAAGCUGCAGUGACUUAAUAUUACAUGCCGUUGAGUUUCUGAAUUAUUCAGAAUCAUAUAAAGAUUUCCAGAGAAGAAACGAAAAUGACGACGAAAUUAACAAUUUAGAGGACUUUAUGAGGAGCUUCCUGUAUUAUUUCCAUAAAGGAGCUGCUGCAGAACGAUAUACGCCGAAUAAGGAAGUGUUUUUGAAUUUAGUGCAGCUAGCAAAGAAGCACAGUUCAAGUAGAUGGGAAUUAGGUGGGAAUGCACCGAUUAUGGCAACUCGAUUGCUAUUCGAAAAGACUGAAGUAUUGUUGGCAGCAACAAUGUCAGAUAAACAAAAGACACAUCUCAUAAAUGGCAUCGACAUUGUAGACUUCAAACCAACUGAAGAUUUUGUCGAUGACAUUCAUUUAAUCUUAGAAUAUAAGACAGGUGACGAAUUUGGUGAUCAUAAAGCACCACGAGCAAAUCGAUACAUUCUUCAUUCAGAUGAAAAUAAUCCAAUGUUAAAGUCACUUGAUCUAUUGGAUGUGAACUCAUUUAAGCCUGAUUUAUUCAUUGUGUCGGGCCUGCACAUGAUGGAUAGCUUUCCAUACAAAGAUCCAUCAGUAAGAAGUCAACGACUUGAGAAAGCUAAGAAACAAAUGACAACAGCUGAUAAAAAUACAUUAAUUCAUUUCGAGAUGGCCAGUUAUGUGGAACUGGAACUAAUGAAUGAUAUAACAAAAUAUGUAUUGCCUUACACUGAUUCUAUUGGCUGUAAUGAACAAGAAAUUAAUAAUUUAAUGAAUGUAUUAAAAAGUGGACGAGUUAGUAUUGUAGCUGAUUCAAAUCCUCGAGUAGCAUCAACGUUGGAUGAGAUGAGAACUGUCUUUAAAAUUCUCAAUAAGAAUUACUUCGAUAAUCGUGAGAAAGAUACAGAUUUAAGGAUGUUAUCACGUAUUCACAUCCACACAUUAGCAUUCCAAUUGAUUCUCAACGUAAAAGGCAGCAAGUGGAGGCGAAUUAAGAAUGCUGUAGCAAAAUCCUCACUCAUGGCUCAUAGUCACGUUUGCCAGACAUAUUACGUAAAUCCUGAAAAUGCAAUGCUCAUUUUUGACGGUUCUUUUGCAACCUCUGCCGAUCCCAAAGAGACUGAAGACAUUAGACCUAAGCGUAUUGAAGCAAAUAAAUCAAAUCCAGGCGCAGCAUGUUGGACAGAGACAAUUUAUGUCAGUUCCAAUCCAAUUGAUGUUAAAAUUUGCAUAGCUCCAGUUUUAGUGUGUAAGGAUGCUAAAAAGACUGUCGGUGCUGGUGAUAAUAUCUCUGCUGUAGGUGUUGCGACGCAGAUAUAA
Molecule: messenger RNA, 1494 nt
Organism: Chironomus riparius
Lineage: Eukaryota; Metazoa; Arthropoda; Insecta; Diptera; Chironomidae
Source: the annotation of a GenBank genome assembly